CAACCUCGCUUCCUUAUCCACACCAAUCCGCCACUCCCCUCCGCGGCAACCCCCCCGCGCUCCGCCACAGAAGCCGACGCCGACGCCGCGCGCGUACAUGCCGCCGCUCCACGCCGUCUCCCCCGCGGCGGCGGCCGCCCCGCCGCGCGCGCUCUCCUCCGCCGCGCGCGUCCCGCAGCGCCCAGGUUGUGUUCCAGAACGCCCAAACAUUUUAAGCUCCUCCACAAACUUCAUGAGUCUCCGUGCUGGACCAAUGCGCUUCUAUAGCAGGCCUCUUAUUCUUCAAAACUCGGACAAGAGAGCAGUAUUGAGGCAUGCCACUAUUGAAGAAAUUGAGGCAGAAAAAUCUGUCAUUGAAGACCAAGCUAGAGAAAGGAUGGAAAAGGCAAUUGAAACAGUCCAAAAUAACUUCAAUACUGUGAGGACAGGGCGGGCAAACCCAGCUAUGCUUGACAGGAUUGAGGUUGAGUAUUAUGGAACUCCAGUGAACUUGAAGAGCAUCGCACAGAUAAACACUCCAGAUGCAACUUCUCUCCUUAUUCAGCCAUAUGACAAAUCCUCCCUCAAGCUCAUUGAGAAAACAAUAGUUGCUGCAAAUCUGGGGGUUACACCAAGCAAUGAUGGAGAAGUGAUUCGAGUCACUGUUCCACCAUUGACUUCUGACCGCAGAAAGGAAUUGGCAAAAACUGUUGCUAAAUUAGCUGAAGAAGGCAAGGUUGCUAUAAGGAACAUAAGAAGAGAUGCCAUCAAAGCUUACGAUAAGCUUGAGAAGGAAAAGAAACUUUCUGAAGAUAACGUGAAGGAUUUGUCCGCUGAUCUACAAAAAGUUACUGACGAGUACAUGAAAAAGAUCGAAGCUAUCCAAAAGCAGAAGGAACAGGAACUCAUGAAAAUUUAGACACCAGGUUUUAAUCUUGAAAUUGGUGAGUUCAUCUUCCUGCGAAGUAGAUGAAGCCGAAGAAAACAAUGUCCUCAGCUAACACGGUGAAUUAUGCGGUCACAGAUUUCUUGAGCCUUUUCCAUCUUUCUGAUGGCCGGCAUUUUGCCGGAUGCAUCUUUUUGGGCUGGAGUGCAAUUUCAGACAAUGUUGCCGUGUCCUUCAUUUUCAUUUUUGUAAUUAUUGUGUGUACUCCGUGUAAAAGUAGGUCUUGACCUUAUCCUUGUUCUACCGCUACAUUGUCAAUAUUCCUCACGUGAAUUAAAAUGCUACAGUUGUGAAUUUAUCGCCACGCACUCUGAAGCAUCAACUACUGGUGCCAUAUUGCCAGUUA
This is a messenger RNA of Oryza sativa Japonica Group (Japanese rice), 1271 nucleotides long. NCBI's taxonomy places the organism in Eukaryota, Viridiplantae, Streptophyta, Magnoliopsida, Poales, Poaceae. The record is from RefSeq and is a predicted model, not a curated record.